CAGAAAAUCCAACAUGAACAUUCUCUACUCGAGUACAGUUGGGGAAACGGACCAUUGUUCAUCGUUGAUGGGAUAGAUGAGCUAAACCUAGCGUCAGACAGAGUGCUGAGAGAAAUCAUGAAGAUGGGCACAAAGGACGAAAUCACCGUUCUCUGCACAACACGACCCAACAAAGUUGCUGACUUCAACAAAUACGUGCCUGAUAACUUUCAUCUUGUGCAUGUGAAGAUUCUUGGAAUAGAAGAGAAAAAGCGAGCAGACUUAUUAACCCGUUACAACAAAGCUCUCCCAAUUCAGAACAAAGACAUUUCUGGUCUCCUUCGAUAUCUAGCGAGGAAUGACAGCCGUAUGCAGUCCCACUGGCGGUUCCCGUUCAACUUGGUCCUCGUGACAAUAUUAUGGUUAUCUGAUCCAAAUGCUGUAAACGAUCUGACUACAGCAACAGAGCUCUUCAAAAAGACACAUGACUUCUGCGUGCAAAAGCUGCUUAAGAGACUGUCUGACCAUGAAGAAACGCGAAUUUUGGAAAUUGCUGAACUGAAACAGAAAGUUGAAAAGUUUUUGAAAAAGUUCUGCAAAGAGGCCUUCAUCAAUCACUGUGGGGAUAACAUGGUGUUGUCCAAUUCUUCAAUCCAGAGGCUACAGGAGGCAUGUCGCUUUCUAAGCCUUCCAUCUAAAGAGGUUCUCGGAGCCUUUCUCAUCCAGACAACAUCUCUUGCAGAUGUCGAAGAAGAGUACAGUUUCUCCCAUAAAAGUUUACAGGAUUUCUACUCCGCUCUGCAUGUGAUGGAGAUUCUUACGAGACACGAAACAGGGCUAAACGUCCCCAGUAUAAUAUCUGGAAUUGAGACUCUUCUCCUUCAUGAAGAUGUUCCCAAAGACGUUAGCAGCUGUCUUCUCAGUGACUGUACUAAUACAUUAAAAGAAUAUCAACUUGCCUCAACUAAGGGACCGCUAACUAUCAAUAGUGUUCUAGAAAAAGCCACCAAAGAUGCUUCACUAUUCUAUAACGAAAAGGAGGAGAAAAUGGACUUGGCUAAGUACCAGAACAUUAUCGUUCAUCUCACCGGUCUCCUUCAUCUUAGAGAAAAGCCACUGGAGGAGGACAGAUCCACUGAGCUGGUGGAAUUACUCAAAAGCACUGGUAUUCGCGAUACGUCCCAGUGGCUGGACUUAGUCUCCGAGGUCAAGUGCAGUACAAAAGUGAGUGAAUUGCUUACUAAGGCGAUGGAUCUCACAGGAGUGGUAGAAAUAUCCGACUGCCAUUUAACCGCAUUCAGGCGCGUUCUGAGGCACGUACAGCUGGAACGCUUGGUCCUGAAUAUCACAGGGGACCCCGAGAACGUGCCGUGUCUACGAGAACUUCUCGUCGCAAUAGAAGACAAAGAGUGGGAGGUUUGGCUCUGGCUCAAGCACGACUUCCGACACCGGAGAGACGAGAAAACAGCCAUUGACGAUAUUUUUCAGCAAGUUUUGCGAAGCGCGCGCCUCCGGGUCACGUGGUUCCAAGGGCGGCUGAGCGAAGCGGCCGUGGCGGCGCUGCCCUCGUCCCUGAAAGACCUGCGCCUGGCCGUGGCGGGCGACCAGCACUACCGGGCUCUCCUGCCCGCACUGUCCUCCCUCCCGCAGCGGCUGGGAUGUCUGCACCUGCACGUGCCUGCGAGAUUGGACGCAGACUUGCUUCGGCCUCUGCCGGACGUGAGAAUCCUGCAGUUGUACGUGUCCGGCGUCGAGGAAGCGACCGUCGAGAGCGCGAGUCGGGUGGUGCGGGCGCUGCAGCCUUCGAGGGGGAAAUGGGGGCUCCUCUUCCCUGGCGUGCUGGAGUGCGAGGAGGUCUUCACGCGCCUCGUGGGGCACCUCGCCCGCCAGGGAGUGCAGGCGCAGGGGUGGGGCCUCAUCGCCUCCCCCCGAAUCGACGAAGAAAGGGAGAGGCGACAGAGGGACCUCGUCUCGAGGAAGCUCGGCUGCGACUUUAGGACGUGGGAUGAAGAAGACAUCUGGAGGUUAGUUUCCUGUUCCCUUCCCUUCGCACGAGACAUUGCAAAGGGAAUGCGAUCUUCCGAUGUACUUGCGCGAGGGAAAAAUCUUUGCACGUUUGUCUGCAGGCGAUGCAUCUGGGCACGUGAGGUCACGUGACUUGAUGAAUGUUUGCCUCGGGCGGUUUAAAAUGAUAUAUUGCUAGCAAUAACAAACACAGGAACGGGAAAGCUUAAUAGUUAUAAUAAGAAAAUAUUCAAUACAAUAUAAGAUCACAGUGAUAAGUAGUAGUAGUAAUAAUAGUUAUAAUAAUACCAAUGAGAAUAAUGAUGAUGAUGAUGAUGAUCAUAAUGAUGAUAAUAAUAA
Molecule: messenger RNA, 2343 nt
Organism: Penaeus chinensis
Lineage: Eukaryota; Metazoa; Arthropoda; Malacostraca; Decapoda; Penaeidae
Exons: 5
Coding region: 118-2136 (672 amino acids)
Source: RefSeq, a predicted model, not a curated record